This is a messenger RNA of Blumeria graminis f. sp. triticale, 1728 nucleotides long. The record is from the annotation of a GenBank genome assembly. NCBI's taxonomy places the organism in Eukaryota, Fungi, Ascomycota, Leotiomycetes, Helotiales, Erysiphaceae.
AUGACCAUGAAAUAUGUACUUGUCUCGGGUGGUGUCAUAUCGGGGAUUGGGAAAGGAGUCAUAGCUUCUUCUACCGGCUUGCUCCUCAAAACUAUAGGGUUAAAGGUCUCCUCAAUCAAGAUUGAUCCAUAUAUGAAUGUUGAUGCCGGAACAAUGGCUCCCACUGAGCAUGGUGAAGUCUUUGUUCUUGAUGACGGUGGAGAAGUUGACCUCGAUCUUGGGAACUACGAGCGCUACCUUGGCAUAACACUAACCCGUGAAAAUAAUAUUACUACCGGAAAAAUUUAUCAACAUGUCAUUGAAAGGGAACGUCGUGGAGACUACCUUGGCAAGACAGUCCAAGUUGUACCCCAUCUCACCGACGCUAUACAAGACUGGAUAGAAAGAGUUUCCUGCAUCCCGGUUGAUGAUACUUAUCAACGUCCGGACGUCUGUAUAAUUGAGCUUGGUGGAACAGUAGGUGAUAUCGAAAGUGCUCCAUUCAUUGAGGCUAUGCGCCAGCUAAAGAGAAGGGCAGGGAAAGGUAAUUUCAUGCAGAUUCAUGUCUCCCUCGUUCCGCUAGUUCAGGGCGAACAAAAGACAAAACCCACCCAACAAUCUAUACGGGAUGUCGGCCGAGCCGGAUUAGCGCCUGACUUGAUCGUCUGUCGCUGUGAUGUUAAACUAGAGAAGGGUACUAUCGACAAGGUAGCAAUGUUUUGCCAGGUCGAAACUGAACAAGUCAUAGCUGUGCACAAUGUAGCCUCAACAUAUCAUGUUCCACUCCUGCUCCAUACCCAGGGUAUAAUACCCACUAUUCGCAAAAUAAUUCUUCUCGACGAAAUUUCCAUACCUCAAAACUUGAUAACUCAAGGUACUGAGAUCUGGUCUGAAUGGAGAAACCUCACGACUCAAAAAGAUCGCUUUUUUGAUAGUGUUAGCAUUGUUCUGGUCGGAAAAUAUACUAGUCUACAUGACUCGUAUCUUUCCGUCAUAAAAUCCUUGGAGCACUCAGCCAUGCGUUGUGGUAAAAAGCUCAAACUGAUUCUCGUUGAUGCUUCCCACCUCGAAGAUCAAGCUCGCACUGACGACCCAGCUACAUUCCACAAAGCCUGGCAUGAAGUUUGCACCGCACAAGGAAUAAUAGUGCCUGGGGGCUUUGGUCACCGCGGAACUGAGGGUAUGAUCCAAGCAGCUAAAUGGGCACGUACAAAGAAAGUACCAUUUCUCGGAGUGUGUCUUGGCAUGCAGAUUGCCGUUAUUGAGUUUGCCAGAAGCGUUUGUAACAUGCCAAACGCUUCAUCUAUUGAGAUGGACCCUCAAUGUAAGGAGCCGGUAGUUAUUUUCAUGCCAGAAAUUGAUCCCGUCAACCUUGGUGGUACAAUGCGCCUCGGCCUUCGGCCGACACAUUUUCAGGAUGGAACAGAGUGGUCUAAGGUCAGAAAAAUGUAUAAUAAUAAAAAGGUGGUUCUAGAACGACACCGACACCGUUACGAAGUCAACCCCGAGUGUAUCGAAAAGUUACAAUCCCAAGGACUUGAAUUUGUGGGCAGAGAUGAAAAGGGCGAGCGAAUGGAGGUCAUUGAGCUAAAAGAUCAUCCAUGGUAUGUAGGCGUUCAGUUUCAUCCUGAAUAUCUCUCCAGGGUGCUUGCACCCAGUCGACCAUAUUUAGGAUUUGUAGCUUCAGCAGCAGGCUGCUUAGAAGAGAUAUCAGGCAACUCACCAAUUUGCGUCACCGGCAAAGAAUAG